Messenger RNA from Homarus americanus (American lobster), 675 nucleotides. RefSeq lists its product as uncharacterized. Lineage: Eukaryota; Metazoa; Arthropoda; Malacostraca; Decapoda; Nephropidae. Bases 113 to 619 code for a protein of 168 amino acids. The transcript is spliced from 4 exons. The record is from RefSeq and is a predicted model, not a curated record.
UAAAGUCAAGCUAACUUUGCGGCAGUGAUGGUGGUGGAGAAGCUCGCUCUCAACACUGUACAGUAUAUCGGCUCCUUUACAUCAUAUUACCGGGAUAUUCACCAAGAAAAUCAUGUUAACGGAAGAGUGGAACUUUGCCACUAAGAUCAAGCAUGGCCAAGCAGGACAAGAGGUGGUGAUGGACAGUAAUCUGUUCAGUAUAACCGCCAUCGACCACAGAGCUAUCAUCGUUGCAUACCGUCUGGUUAUAACUGAGGAUAUGAACCCUAACCCUGACCUCUCAUUCAAAAUUACAAGUGAGGUUGUGGAAAACAUGAGGAAGGAUUUUCCUGAGGUAUUCGGUGAGCGGCUUCUCGUUUGCAUCUCGUCAACAACUGCAUUUAGUUUUGGGUUGAUCCCUGAUAUUGAAUGCACUGAGUUUUUAGUGUGGCAUACAGAUGAAAAUAACAGGAAGAGGUUAUUUAAGGUGCAUCUGAAGAAGAAGAAGAAUAAUAAUGAGGUGCGUGUUAAGAAACUGCUGCGGGCCCUUCAGGAUACACCAGUCUCCUCUUACCAGCACCCCCUCUCCAUCCUGAAGGUACUGUAUUUAGUACUACCCUCAUGUACUUUACGCCCUUGAUAGUGAGACAAAUACUGUUCACUUCAGCCUUAUAUCCCCAAAAGUGUCACCAAUUA